Linum tenue is the source of this 3623-nucleotide messenger RNA. Lineage: Eukaryota; Viridiplantae; Streptophyta; Magnoliopsida; Malpighiales; Linaceae. The record is from the annotation of a GenBank genome assembly.
GUCUCAAGUCCAUACUACUGCCACCUCAUCGCCUCUCAGCUGGCGCUCUGUCCUAACCGCAACCGCCAGUUCCUCUCUCUCGAUCUCUCUUCCUUCUAAUUCCACCGCCGACUCCGUCUCGGCCGCCAUCUCCACUCUCAAGAGCUUUCUCCGAUAUCGAAAUGGAGACGAUGAUCAUCUCCUCUGCGGCGUCCUCUUUUCCCGAUUUUGCGGGUCUCUCCCCUCUUCUCUCCCGCGCCCUUAGUAAACCUCUUUCUUCUCACUUCCCCAACCCCCACCGCCGCCGCAUUCCGCCGCUACGGAAACCUUCAUCUAAUUCUACAUUGACGGCAGCGCAAGCAACUUCCGAUAGCGAAACCUCUACUCCGGAUUCAGGGAACAAACCGCCAGCGGCGGCUUCCCCAACUGUUUCUCCUGUUUACGUCCCCACGCCUCGGAAUCGGGACCUGCGUACUCCGCACAGCGGCUACCACUUCGACGGGACGACGAGGAAGUUCUUCGAAGGGUGGUACUUCAAGGUCUCCAUCCCGGAGAAGAGGCAGAGCUUCUGUUUCAUGUACUCGGUGGAGAAUCCGGUGUUUCCGAAGCCGUUGUCGCCGUUCGAUAUGCUGCAGCACGGGACUCGAUCCACCGGCGUCGGGGCUCAGAUUCUGGGUGCUUAUGAUAAGUACAUUUGCCAAUUCUCUGAAGAAUCUUACAAUUUUUGGGGGAGUAGGCAUGAGCUGAUAUUGGGGAAUACUUUUGCUGCCCAGAAAGACAUGAGGCCUCCAACCAAGGAGGUUCCCCCUCAGGAAUUCAAUAGAAGAGUUAUGGAAGGUUUUCAAGUAACCCCAACCUGGCAUCAAGGUUACAUAUGUGACAAUGGCAGGACUGAUUAUGCGGAAACUGUCAAGACAGCUCGAUGGGAGUACAGUACCCGGCCUGUAUAUGGAUGGGGUGAUGUAGGGUCGAAACAGAAGUCCACGGCAAGCUGGCCUGCAGCUUUUCCUGUAUUUGAACCCCAUUGGCAAAUAUGCAUGGCUGGCGGACUCUCAACAGGUUGGAUAGAAUGGGAUGACGAAAGGUUUGAGUUUACGGAUGCCCCUUCUUAUUCCGAAAAGAAUUGGGGCGGUGGCUUCCCCAGAAAAUGGUUUUGGUCUGUGGAGAUUAAAGAUGCAUUUCGAAUUUGCUUAAAUUUUGAUGGUAUGGAUUCCACAUCGCAGGUUCAAUGUAACGUCUUUGAAGGUGCGGAUGGAGAGGUGGCUUUAACAUCAGGUGGCGGCUUGAGGCAAUUGCCCGGACCAGGCGAGAUUUUUGAGAAUGCUGCAUUGAUUGGGGUGCACUACAAGGGGGUUUUCUACGAGUUCGUACCAUGGAACGGGGUUGUGAACUGGGAGAUUGCUCCAUGGGGUUCCUGGUACCUGACGGCAGAGAAUGAGACACACAUGGUGGAGCUGGUGGCAACAGCGGACGAUCCAGGAACAACAUUACGGGCUCCAACCACGGAAUCUGGAUUUGCUCCAGCAUGCAAAGAUACUUGCUUUGGCAACCUCAAAUUGCAGAUUUGGGAACGUAGAUACGAUGGAACAAAGGGGAAGGUGAUUUUGGAAGUCACAAGCAACAUGGCAGCACUGGAAGUUGGAGGAGGACCCUGGUUCAAUACGUGGAAGGGGAAGACGUCAUUGCCGGAGAUUGCCGGCCGUUUACUUCGUGCUCCCGUCGAUGUGGAAGGAAUUCUGGGUUUUAUUCCAUUUCUAAAACCACCUGGCUUGUAAGAAAUGAUGCUCUAUAUAUAGAAUGGGAUGAUGAUACAUUUGAUACCACCAGUAGUAUUAUACGAUGGAGGAAAUGCUAACGUCCUGUUAUAUUAUAUAUGGUAGAAUUACUGUAUGGAGUUCCAUUUACAUUUACCGCAAGCUGUCCGUCUAAUAGUUAUCAAGCUGCAGGAGGCGUAAAUGCCCUGCAACAGAGCAAGAAGUACACAAAAUUUCCCAGGCAGAGUCCAGCUAUGAGCCAAUAGUAGUAAUCCAAGUGGCCCUCUUCGAGAUCGGUCGACAACCAGCUCGCCUUUCCUCCUCCGGAGGUUAGACCAUCCACCGCGUUGAUCAGAAAACUCGAAACCAGGCUCCCAAUCGCGGUGACCAUAGUGUACAGAGACACAGCAAUGCUGGCCAUGGAUUUCGGCAGCUGCGAGUAGUAGAACGCGAUCUGCUCGAUCGAGUUCAGAGUCUGCGCCAUCCCGAGCAGAAGCAGUGCCGGCGCUAGCCACAACACGGACAUGUCCACCGUCGUCGCGUCGUCAGGUUGUUGGAUUGCCAUCCCCCUCCUGACGCUCUCCACAACACCUGACAUCAGUGAUGACAGAAAUUAUUCUUUAAUUUGUUUCCCUUUUUGUUGUUAUGAUUAAAAAAAAAUUUCAUCUCGUACCUGAAAUCGCCAUGGCAACCACGGAGAGGACCAUCCCUGCUCCGAGCCGGACGUUGGUGCUCAGGCCACGGGGAUUCCCGGUGAUCCUCGCGAGGAUAGGGACGAAGGUCGAGUCGUAGAGGACGAUGCAGAGGGUGAAGCUGACGAGGACGAAGCAGUUGAGGGAGCCCGGUGGGAGCUGGAAGGUCGAGUUGGGGAAGAUCUGCCGGUUCAUGGUCUCAGCUUGCAGCGUCAUGAAAGGGUACUGAGCUAAGGUGACGUAGUGGAGGAUCCCAGUGGACCAAAUGGGCAGGACUCGAAGGAUUGAUUUCACGGCUUCUACUUCUUCUAUGGUGCAUAGGUUCCAUGGGUCCGUUGCUGAGCCGUCUGCAGGGUUUAUGUCUGUCUCUGGAUUGGCUAUGAAGCAAGCUUUGUUCAGGCCCCUGCAUUUAGGAGUUGGGCAGGUAAUCGUAAAGUCGCCGGAACCAACACGACCUUGGAAAAACCGGCCACCACCACCAUCACCCAAACUCGCCACCUCACCAUCACCAACCCUAGCCGCCUUCCUCCCCGCCGCCACCACAACCCGAAAGCAGCCCGCAAACAAGCUGCUCUUGGCCUCGUGCUUCACGUAGAUCGAAGAUGGGAGCAAGAAGAGCAGCGCGGAGAACAGGAUGAGGAAAGCAGGGACGGCCAGCCCCACCUCCCACCCGUAGCUGUCCUGGACGUAGACGAGGACGGUGAGCCCCAGCAGCGUGGCGGCUCCGGCGACGGCGUAGUACCAGUUGAAGAAGCGCUGCAGGACCUUGUCGUUGUCCGGGUUGUCCUUGUUGUCCAGCUGGUCGGCCCCGAACGCCAUGGAGCACGGCAGCAGGCAGCCGGCGCCGAGGGAGAUGAGGCCAAGGGAUGCGUAGAGGACGGAGAGCUGGAACGGGGUCGCGGUGGCGGUGGUUGUCGCCGGCGGGUGGAGCUGGGGCAGCAUUGCCGUCGACCAGAAUAGAGUGGUUCCCUGAAAGACAGAAAGAAAGAAAUGUAUGAACAUUAGUUCAUUGAUUAAUGUAAGUACUAAUUCCAGCGGCGGAUUCAGAACACAGAAAAGCACUGAGCCGCAUUUCAUUAGAAAAUAAAAACUAUAAAAAAAUUAUAGUUUUUUGCAAUUUAAAUUGUACCCAAUAGUAUUUUAAUUUAAAGAAUGCAUCAAUAAUGGAGUCUACAGAGCAAUCGGUGAGGAAUUCAUC